GCUUUAGUAAACCGAAGACCAGAGAGCACAACUUUCCCACGGUCACGCCGGGCCUGCAAAAGCGAAGGCGGGGGCUGCGCGGGGUCAGGGCGGGGCGCCGCCCACGCACGACUCGGCGGGAACUGGCAGAGGCUGGGUGCGUAGAGCUAGAGGCGGCGGAGAGCUGAGACCCAGGCCGCCAACUCCCGGCUGCGGGCGCAGCUCGAGCGCUUUCCGCGGGGUUUGGCUCCUGUCGCUUCCCGUCUCGUCUAACCAGCAUCGCCACCGCUGGAGCCGCCGCCGCAAGUCCUCGGAGCCGGGCAGCGGGCGGCCGGGCGCACCGGGAUCGGGCGCGGAGAGGGCGGCUCCGGUACGCCGACGCAGAUGAAGAGAAGUAAAGAAUUGAUAACUAAAAAUCAUAAUCAAGAAGAAAUAAGUAUUCUUCGUUGUUGGAAAUGUAGAAAAUGUAUAGCAAGUUCUGAUUGUUUCAUGGAAUAUCUUGAGGAUCAAGUGAUUAAGGAUAGAAAUGAUUCAGCUGAUGAUCAAAACAUUUGUCAUGUGUGGCAUAUGAAUAUAGAAGCCCUUCCAGAAUGGAUUACCUGCCUAAUCCAAAAAGCCCAAUGGACAGUUGGAAAACUGAAUUGCCCUUUCUGUGGGGCCCGUUUAGGGGGCUUUAAUUUUGUCAGCACUCCAAAAUGUUCCUGUGGCCAGCUUGCAGCUGUACAUCUCUCCAAGAGCCGGACUGAUUAUCAGCCAACACGGGCAGACCAACUAAUGAGACCAUCGCUGAAAUAUUUGUCACAUCCUAGAGUUCAAUCAGGUUGUGACAAGGAAACUCUGCUGACAGGUGGCACCUCCAAAAACAGAAAUCACAGGCUUUUAAACAUGGCCCAAAAUAAUAAUGGUCCUGGAAGAUUAACAGAAGCACUCUGCCUGGAGGCACGGUCAACAUAUUUUGAGAUGAAGAAAGAAAAACUGCUCUUCAAUGCAUCAGAUCCAAAAUAUCGUCUUUUUGUUCCACAGCUUGUGAGUGGCAGAUGCACUACGAGAGCUUUUCAUAGAAAAUCCCAUAGUUUGGAUCUGAACAUCAGUGAGAGACUGACUUUAUUACCCACUUUAUAUGAAAUACAUCGUAAGAGUACCGCCUAUCCCAGGCUAAAUGAAACGCAGCCUAUUGACCUUUCAGGCUUGCCUUUAGAAUCUAGUAAAAAUAACUGUUCCUUUCAGAUUUCAUCCAGUUUUGAUCCUAAUAUGCUGCUUCAAAGAUUUUCAGUGGCUCCCAGUGAGACCCAGACACAAAGAGGAGAAUUUCAGUGUGGUCUAGAAGCUUCCACAGUCUACACUGACCAUGCUGGUUCUAACAGCCUGACUUUUCUGGUGGACCUGCCCUCAGCUGGCAGAAGCAUGCUGGAAGCCUCGGACCAGGAAGAGCACCUCUCACCUCUGGACUUCCUGCACUCGGGCAGUUUUUCACUGGGUGCCAUUAAUCAGAGGCUCAGUAAGAGAGAAAGGAGCAAGCUGAAGAAUCUCAGACGGAAACAACGAAGGCAUGAAAGAUGGCUGCAGAAGCAGACUUUGGAUAAUGACAUGAGUACAGAUGAUGACAAUGAAUAUGCAGAAGAAAAGGAAAGCUACAUCUGUGCAGUAUGCCUGGAUAUUUAUUUCAACCCCUACAUGUGUUACCCUUGCCACCACAUCUUCUGUGAGCCCUGCUUACGGACUCUUGCCAAAGACAAUCCUGCAAGCACUCCCUGCCCAUUGUGUCGGACGAUUAUUUCCAGAGUCUUUUUCCAGACAGAACUGAACAAUGCUACAAAAACAUUCUUUACUAAAGAAUAUUUGAAAAGAAAACAAAGCUUUCAGAAAUCCAGCUCUGCAAAGUGGCCCCUUCCAAGCUGCAGAAAAGCAUUCCAUCUUUUUGGAGGUUUCCACAGACAUGCAGCUCCAGUUACAAGGCGGCAGUUUCCACAUGGUGCCCACAGGAUGGAUUAUCUGCACUUUGAGGAUGAUAGCCGUGGAUGGUGGUUUGACAUGGAUAUGGUGAUCAUCUAUAUUUAUUCAGUGAACUGGGUUAUUGGAUUCAUUGUUUUCUGCUUUCUUUGCUACUUUUUCUUUCCAUUUUAGGAAUUUUCAUACCUUACUACCAUUGAACAAUCAUAAGGGAUGUAGAAAACAAUUACUUAAACAUUUUUAAAAUGUGCUUUGCAGUUUUUAUAUUGUUGCAUUAUAUAAAUUGUUGGUGUUUAUAGAAAAUCUGAGGAUAAUGAACUUAUUUAUGAAUGUUUUUCAUGUAACAAACUCAACUUUAUUCAAGAGCUAAUCUAUUUAGCACUUAGCAACAAGGCACUAUUAAUUUCAUAUUUCUUAGUUUGGUAUUUGUGGCUCAAACUUAAAAUGUCACUUUUACAGUUAUCUUUGUAAAGACUGAAGUUUUCCCUCUACUUAAAAAUAUAAAAUGAAAUGAUAAUCUAAGUAGAUAAUGUCUUUAAUGAUCAAAUAUUAAAUCAAUUACCAUUUCUUCUCAGGCAAAUUGUAUACAUUAAAGAUAAACUAUAUUCUCUGGGAUCUAAUCUAGCAGGGUAUAUUCAGCUUUUGUUUCCAAUUAUUCUAUGACCAAGAAAGUGGAUGUCCUUUUUUUUUCUUUUUACAGAUCUAAUAACAGCAUUAGUGCAACAGUUUAAACUAUUGCAAGAAUAAAAUAGUAAAUGCAAAAAAGAACAAAACAAAACUAAGACUAAUUCCCACCACAAGACACUUAGAAAAAUAUAAAACUUUUCGAAUUGCAGGAUCAUUCACCAGAAGAAAUAAAAAAUUUACUGACUUUCAGUAGCCUAAAAGAGCAAUGCAUGUCCAAAAUAAUUAAUUUAGUGAUUCUUUUAACUUGGAGGUUGUCAAAUAUAUUGUAAAUGUGCAAUAAAG
This is a messenger RNA of Phacochoerus africanus (Common warthog), 2898 nucleotides long. It is a transcript of the gene RNF180, whose product is annotated as ring finger protein 180. Gene Ontology annotation, biological process: serotonin metabolic process; norepinephrine metabolic process; positive regulation of proteasomal ubiquitin-dependent protein catabolic process. The coding region runs from base 364 to 2103 and encodes 579 amino acids. Lineage: Eukaryota; Metazoa; Chordata; Mammalia; Artiodactyla; Suidae. The transcript is spliced from 7 exons. Gene Ontology annotation, cellular component: endoplasmic reticulum membrane. Gene Ontology annotation, molecular function: ubiquitin protein ligase activity; metal ion binding; ubiquitin conjugating enzyme binding. The record is from RefSeq and is a predicted model, not a curated record.